UAAGGAUAAAUUAGUAUAUAAAGAAACCCGUAAGUAUUUUUUCAUAUUAAAAGUUAUGUAUAAUUGUAAACUCAUUUAGAAAAGUUUUAGUUUAUUGAAGUGAUUUCAAAAAAGUUUCCAGUCAAAAUGGUCAACUCAAUUCUUAAAUUUGUUGCGAUGAUGGUUUUCUGUCAAUUAGCUGUAUCAGCUUUACGUGAAGAAGAUUUCAGAAAAAGUUUGGAUGGCAAUUACCCUGAGAAGUUUUUGUACCAACUGUUAAAUAACCAGAUAAAACACCGUGCUGGUUAUCUGACCGAAAUCUCAGGACAAACCAGUUUCAGUGAAGAUGAUUAUUCUUUCAUUAACACAACGAUUGGAACAAUAGAAUCAUUGAUCGAAUCAUUGGAUAGUAAAUCGGAAACCGUUCAAUCAGUUAAGGAAUAUGCUACAAGUUUGAUCGAUGCUGUUGGUCUCGACAUUGAACGCAUCUCAAAAGACCACCCGUUCGACAUUUCUGAUAUCUAUCGAAGAAAAGUAUUUAAAUUUUCAUUGGAAAAUUUGAAUUCACUCCGCAGUGAAAUUGAAAGUCUCGAACAAUUGUCUGAGAACUUAACAAUUGCAACCUUGGAGGAGUUACUUCGACGAUUCGAUUUGAUCCUUCGUCUCGUUGUUGAUGGUCCUUUAUUACCUUAAAUAUUCAUUAAUCCCAAUUUUAUGGAAAAUUAAUAAAAGAUGAGCAUGCUUA
Panonychus citri (citrus red mite) is the source of this 724-nucleotide messenger RNA. RefSeq lists its product as uncharacterized. The record is from RefSeq and is a predicted model, not a curated record. Lineage: Eukaryota; Metazoa; Arthropoda; Arachnida; Trombidiformes; Tetranychidae. Bases 127 to 672 code for a protein of 181 amino acids. The transcript has 2 exons.